This is a messenger RNA of Ramularia collo-cygni, 2109 nucleotides long. RefSeq lists its product as uncharacterized. NCBI's taxonomy places the organism in Eukaryota, Fungi, Ascomycota, Dothideomycetes, Mycosphaerellales, Mycosphaerellaceae. The record is from RefSeq and is a predicted model, not a curated record. Gene Ontology annotation, cellular component: cytoplasm. The coding region runs from base 1 to 2109 and encodes 702 amino acids. The transcript is spliced from 6 exons. Gene Ontology annotation, molecular function: ornithine decarboxylase activity.
AUGAAAUGCAACCCAGACGCUGGCUUGAUCAGUGAGCUUGCCUCGCUAGAUGUGAACUUUGAUUGUGCCUCCAUCUCCGAGAUGAAGGACGUCCUGGAGAAGGGAAUACCUGCGAAACGCAUCGUCUUCUCUAACCCCAUCAAGUCAGCAUCAGCUAUCAGAUUUGCGGGUGAGAAUGGUGUCGAGACUUUGGUGUUUGAUAAUUUCGAGGAGUUGUGUAAGAUUCAGCAUCACGCUCCAGGGGCAAACCUCCUUUUGAGGAUCGUUGCAGAUGACCCUACAGCUGCUAUAAAGUUGGAUUCCAAGUUCGGGGCUACUGUUGAAGAAGCUCAAGAUCUGCUCGAAGCUGCAGCAGCAAUGAACAUGACUUGCAUCGGGAUCUGCUUUCAUAUUGGUACGUUCCGCGCUGAUUACAUGGCGUUUUUUCUAACAUCAUCCCAAGGAACGGGAUCACGAGAUCCUACUGCCUUUACCCGAGCAAUCGAAAAUGCUGGAAAGCUUCUCGACUUUGCUGUCACUCUCGGRCACCCAGUCAAAGUUUUAGAUGUCGGUGGAGGUUUCACAGGAACAAAUUUUGCAAAGUCGGCUUCCGCGAUUCGAAACGCGGCCAAUGAUCUCGCUCAUCGUCACCCUUCUGUCGAUAUCAUCGCGGAGCCCGGACGGUUGUUUACAGAAUCUAUCUUUAGCCUUGCCGUGCAAGUGAUCGGACAACGACAAACUCCUGCAAGUAAAGGGGGAGUCCCUACUGCUCGGCUAUAUCUCAAUGAUGGAGUAUACGGGAAUUUCAUGGCCACCAUACUCGAGCAUGAAGUCUACAAACCUGCCAUGAUCUUGCACAAAGGAACUGCGGUCAAUGUUCAGUCUUGUAAAGGUCGAUUUGCAUACUCUCUCUGGGGACCGACAUGUGACUCUCUGGAUCUCGUCGCCGAUACAGUGUUAAUGUCUCACGAAGUCGAAGUCGGAGACUGGCUCAUCUUUCAAAACAUGGGUGCUUACACUUCUGCUUGCCGCACCGAGUUUAAUGGCUUUUGCAAUUCGGGCAACACGUUCUAUCUGCGUUUAGGGGUACCCCGCCCUGACGAAGCACCCGCCGAGGAGCAGGCCAUCGCCGGCCAACCAUCAUCUCGUAGCCGCAUCAUUGACGUGAUAACAGACUAUUAUCGCUUCUUAACACGACUCCCACAUAUUGAUCCCUCAGAUUUGGUAUUUCCUCCUGAACCAGAGGGCUGGCAGACCAUAAACGAAGUCGAGCUUCGAGCGCGCGGAAGGACGGACGAAACAAUCGAAAUUCUGCGUCGCCUGCCAUACCUACGCAAUCCUGAUCUCCCCAUCAGAACCGCGCACAACAUUACCAACGAUUCGCUUUCGAUUGCUUACUGCGAUGGAGAAUUAGAGCCUGCAUGGGUUCAUGACCAACAACCCACUCCGGGCCAUAUCAUCUGGCUUACUACCCAGACCAAUAAGGAGGGUCACUAUCUUCUUCUGGAUACAAAACUCGGAACUAUUACAACAUGGAAUCCUAUCUACCCAGGACCUCCCUUACCAGACAGUAUUCUCGACGAGGAUUCCUUGGAGCUCCAGGACCGAUGGAUGAAUUAUGCAACUUUGCCUGUGGGCGACUUUUUCGACAUCUGUAGGAGGCGUUAUGAGAAGUUAAUCUGGAUACCCGUUCCUGGGCUCAAGGAUAAUAACUCUAGAGGAACGGCUCAUCAUCUUGCGAGAAUUAUGACGAGGGGUUUUGAGGAUGAUUAUCUGUAUUCUGACGAUGAGUACGACAUGUCGGAAGAUGAAAGCAGCGAUGGCUCCUCCUCUGAAGAUGCCGUAGACGACGAUGAAGGCAAUAUCUCCAAUAUAGAGAUCGAUCAGCUCAUGGCAGAUGCUGGUGCGGACGGACAAUAUGCUGUCGAAGAAUUGGCGAACCGACCCGACCCUUCUCCAGAAGCUGGUGUCAUAACCGCUCAUCGUAACGAGGAAGAGUAUGAAACUGAUGUUGCUUUUGAAGACGUACCCGCCGGAAUGAAGCAGAUGUGGCAGGAUACGAAGGAUACAUAUUACAUCUAUAAACGUAAUGGAUGGCCGGCAGACGAUUAUGACAGAGAGCGAUUCUAG